AUGCGGCGGAUUGCUGCGGCAGGUGUCUCUAAGCAUCUGCGGCGUGCGCUGGGGUUUCUUUCACUUGUGAACGCCCAGACGGCUCUUCGGAAUUCGGCGCCGCUUGAGAGCGAUGCUGCGAGUUUCGCCGAGUUCUUUUGUGUUCCCAUCUCACUAGACACUGGCGUUACGGGAAGUGUGCGAUUACACUACGAACGUGCAUUGAAAGAGGCAGAGGAGCAGCAGGACACACUCGCUGUGCGCUUACAGGGAGAGGAGGAGCGCCGCUGUGUGGAUUUGCCUGUGUUUUUGUACUCGUAUGAUCUCCAGUCAAAAUAUUUUCAUUUCUUCUCUGUAGAUCGCGAUCGGGUUGUGGUGAGUGCCGCCGUGGAGGCGCACGCAGAUGCACCAACAGUGGCGGAUGAACUCAUGCAACACACACGCGGAGUCACACAAGUUGUGUUGAUUCCACUCGUCGCACACGAGAAGGAACGCAAUGUACUCGCACCGCAGUUCCGUCGACUUGCGGAUGAACUGCGGCGCUGUGGCAUUAUUCCAUUAACACACGUAGAUAGUCUCGAGAUGGCAGAAACAUUAGAUCCUAAUCCCCCACCAUUGCGUGAGGUUGUGGGGAACUACGCCGUAGUUACACCAAAGCCACUAAGUGAAGCCUGGUUUCGUGCACACUGGAUUUACUUGCGUACACUAGCAUGUAGAAUGAACGAGGAAGAUCCUAUUCACACCAUUAACCGCUUUAUUGUGCCUCGGUUUGAUGUUUUCAUUAUUCACCUGGUGCGUUCCGGUUCACGUGGUCUUAAUGUUCUCCUGUGGGAUCCCGUCCGCAAGCGACGGUAUGGGGCGAAAGGAAUGUUGUCAGACAUCCUCGCAUGUCUGCUGGAGCGACACUCAAAGCAUGUAAUAUUUCUUCCCACAAAUAGAACAGAUCGCCCAACAUUAAUGCGAUGCCGUACUGCCCUAGCAAAGUCUGGACGUGAAUGUCAGUUAGUGUUUGCCUCAGAGUUGGGUGAUAAGUACCGCGGUGUGUAUCAAUCGGAACCUGCACGAUACUGGUCCGCUCUACGCGAUGUCUCUGGUGGUCUGGACGCAGAUUUUCUUUUUGAGGUUUAUGCCGCAGCAGGAAAUAAUAUACGCAAUUUCCAUAGAAAACGAUUAAAGGAGGGAGAGUAUAAAACUUUAUUACGGUCAAAUACUGAUAAUACUACGACAAAUGUUUCUAGUUCUUUAGUUGAUAAGUGGCUAAAUAUUUUUUCUCUCCCACAACGUGUGUCGAAAGAAAAAGCAGAAAUUCGAAAGUACAAAAGAUAUCUCCUUAUUUCAUAUAUGGCAACAGAAUCGGUUGCAUAUACACGACCUGCGAAUCCUCAUUCAUCGAAAAACUAUAUUCUUGCAGUAUGUAUGAUGGAUGCAAAAAAACGUGUGGUAGAACCAUGGACAAAGUACAAUGCACGAGGAGAUUUUAAGUUACCUUCACUAGAUGAAUUUGAUGUUAUUGUUUGUCAUGAUGCCAAACAUUUUUUACUCUUAGUAUGGGAUGAUUUAGAACUUAUGCGCUUCUUUAAGCGUGGAGGAAGAGUAUGGUGUACAAUGUUAGCAGAAUAUUUAUUAGAGGCCCAGCGAUGUCAGACAGGUAAUAACAGUUUUCGUGAUAUUGCAUUAAAGUAUGGUGUGGUGACCCCACCAUCUUCAGUUGUGGGAAUCACUGCUUCAAACUUACCAUUUGCCUUUCUUCGACGAUAUUUAAUGGUAUCAGUGGAUGCUUUGAAUACUGUAUUUCGUGAUCAGCUUUUAAAGGCAUGUGAACGGAGUCAAAUGAUAUGUAUCGCCCAUCGUAUGGAUUCCUUACUUUCGAUGGCUGCUAUUGAGCGUGCUGGUAUUCAAGUUGAUGCAAAUGAAGCUUCUUACCAAGCACAAGCUAUUCAAAAUCGAAUAUUGGCUAUUGAUAAGGCUCUCUCUCUAUAUGUUCCGAAUGAAUUGCCACUUGAUUUACAUAAAUUUUUUGAUUGGACAUCAUUACAACAUUUAAACGCCUUUUUCUUUGGAGGGAGUAUUAGACUUGGAUACGCUAAUGUUUUACAGGAUUCCUCUAUGUGGACCUCCAAUCUCAUUCAGUUCUGCCACAAAUACGGCAAUCUUUCACUACUCUCUACUGACGUACACUUACAACGUUUUGCUAAUGAGAAGGGACUGCGAACAUCAGGUCGUCUGGGACAGCGCAUUUCAAAACUUAUAGCGAAUGAUGAAAGUAUGCAGGGACGCAGAUUUCGAUUAGUACUCUUUGAUAUUGAAUCUACCGGUCUAAAUGCAGGAACAGAUGAAAUAAUUGAGGUUGCCGCAUGGGAUCCAGUUGAGGGAACCUCCUUUUCUUCACUUGUGAAUCCACAGCGGUCUAUUCCACGACAUACAACAGCCAUUCAUCAUAUUACAGAUGAUAUGGUGCGUGAGGCACCCCAUUUACCAGAAGUGACACGUGCUUUCGCGAAGUAUUUACGCCUCGAUGACGCCCAGCGUGACAUAAAUGAGGUUGUAGUUCUCAUUGGUCACAAUGUGUUUGCUCUAGAUGAACCACUCCUACGACGGGCACUUGAGCGUGAGAGUGUUGAUACAGCAAAUAUUCUUUUUUGUGAUUCGCUUGUGCUACUAAAGGCUCUUAAACGUGAAUUACAAGGUUCAAAAGAGAAUCCCAAGAUGGACCGCGGUGUGCUUGAAACUCUCACGACGUCACUUCGUCUUUCUUCACUGGUUGAAGGGCUACGCGUGGAGGCCGAUGGUGAGUUGCACAGAGCGGAAACAGAUGCAAAAACAUUGUGGUUUGUCCUUGUGAAUGCACUUGGUCUAGCAGGACGCGAUGCGGAGAAACAACGUGAUGCGGUAUUUAGUCAUGCUGCACGUACACUAGUGGUUUACCCUGGUGUUGGUUGUUUCCUCCCAAUGGAGCGCCGGAGGGACUGUACCGUAGUGCGACUCCCUGGUGUGGCAUCAGAGGUGAUCGAGAGCCCACAGCUUUUGACAUUAUUGCAGAAAAAUAUGAUUAGCGAAUCAACCUUGCAAACUCUGCAACGUCAUAAUCUCAAAGUGGCCGGACUCCUUUUGGAGAAGCAAAAUUUAGAACGGCGAUCAGGACGAUUUCUUCAUGCAGGCACAGAUGGAAGACUAUCUGUUUUGCAUGAUGAUGGUAAGGUGCGACAGUUUAUUGAUCUCACAGCAACCGCCACCUCUCGUACGACAAGUUCCUACCCCAGUUGUCAAAACAUACCAAAAGAUGAUAAAUCAUCAUUACGACGUCUUUUUAUUUCUCGUUUUGGUGAUAAGGGACGGUGUGUAGAAUUGGACUACUCACAAUUAGAAAUUGUUGUCAUGGCCCUUCUCUCAAAGGACAAACGUCUAGUUUCAGAUUUAAAAAAAGGUGUGGAUUUCCAUAUUAAACGGGCAUCAUUUUUCAGUGGAUUAUCAUAUGAAGAGAUUUACAAAGGUUACACUCGAGGAAAUCCAGAAUACGUGAAAUUACGUAAAACCGCCAAGACAUUUUCGUUUCAGCGUUUGUAUGGAGCUGGUGUUCCCCUACUUCACAAGACAACUGGUAUUCCUGUAAAGGAUCUUGAAGCCUCUAUUCGUAUGGAAGAAGAAGAGUAUCCAGGUGUCGCAAAAUUUCAUCAUCUUGUUCGUACACUUGCCUUGCGUGCAAAUAAUCCAGGUCUUCCGACACACUUUGUUGUGGAGCUUCCUACUGGCCUUCGAAUGAGUUUUAAAACACGAGAUGUUGUGCUAAACUUACCACCAGUUAAAAACUACCCUAUUCAAGGAUUCGGAGCUGAACUCGCCCAGAUGAUGGUUGGACGUGUAUUUAGACAUUUUGUACGAAGAGAUUUUUUUGGACAAAAGGCGUUUAUGAUAAACUUUGUGCAUGACUCACUGUGGCUGGAUUGUCAUGUUGAUGUGCUUGAGGAGUGUGUGCGGGAGACGCGCGAUCGUCUGACGGAAGUGCAGACGCACGUAGCGAAGGCAUUUCCCGGGGUGGAGCUGCCGCUGCCGCUGCACGUGACGGUACAGUGUGGAUUGGAUAUGAGUUCCAUGGAGACUAUCAAGGACGAUUUUACUUGCGUGGAGGCGCAGCAGCGGCUGAGAACAGCGGAGUGGGAGAAAUUGACAUUGCCGUCGCCCAGCCUCGACGUGGAAGUGGCGAAUACCAUAGAUACACACACCUAG
Trypanosoma theileri is the source of this 4203-nucleotide messenger RNA. RefSeq names its product putative mitochondrial DNA polymerase I protein B. The coding region runs from base 1 to 4203 and encodes 1400 amino acids. Gene Ontology annotation, molecular function: DNA binding; DNA-directed DNA polymerase activity. The transcript has a single exon. Gene Ontology annotation, biological process: double-strand break repair; DNA-templated DNA replication. Lineage: Eukaryota; Euglenozoa; Kinetoplastea; Trypanosomatida; Trypanosomatidae. The record is from RefSeq and is a predicted model, not a curated record.